AUUUACCUCUGAUAACAAAUCUAGCAUUGAUGAAGCCUUACAACAUCUAGCUCAGUUAUGCGAUAGAGCUUUUGACGCUGAAGAUAAAGCAAAUCGAGCUAAUCAGGAAGAAAUUUUAUGCCGGUGCCUCUAUGCGAAGGAUUUCAUAAUUCAGCUCAAUGGAUUAUAGAAAACAGUGGAGAUAAAUUUGGUGAAAAGAAGGCAAAAGGCUUACUAUAUGAUUCCAUUACAAAACAGCUUAACUUGCUUCGUAAACAGAGAUCCCAAGAAACGGGGUUACAACUUCGAGAUGUAUCACGAGAUAGUUUGCGCAAGAAAACUCAGAGAGCUGAGAAAGUCUAUAAAUUUAUCGAACAAGUGGGCCUGGAUAAAAUCAAGUAUAUAAAAUCUUAUAGUGCAACUUCUAUUUCAGAGCUUACUAAUGAGCAAAUUCAAGAGGUUAUAGAUUGUGGAAUAUCUUCGGAACAAUUAUCUCUAGUAACUGAUCAUGUGACUGAAAUUUCCGAGACAUUAUGUCCCGGAAAAAAAUUGCCCAUACCUGAAGAAAAUACAUCAUCCACACCUCAAAUCGCUCCAGUUAAGGCAGAGAUCAAUCGACUAUGAUGAUGUAUAUUUUGAUGAAGAACUUGAUUAUGAUUCCACAC
Rhizophagus irregularis DAOM 181602=DAOM 197198 is the source of this 644-nucleotide messenger RNA. NCBI's taxonomy places the organism in Eukaryota, Fungi, Glomeromycota, Glomeromycetes, Glomerales, Glomeraceae. The record is from RefSeq and is a predicted model, not a curated record.